This is a messenger RNA of Rhineura floridana, 1456 nucleotides long. It is a transcript of the gene SSU72, whose product is annotated as SSU72 homolog, RNA polymerase II CTD phosphatase. The record is from RefSeq and is a predicted model, not a curated record. Gene Ontology annotation, biological process: termination of RNA polymerase II transcription. Bases 229 to 813 code for a protein of 194 amino acids. Lineage: Eukaryota; Metazoa; Chordata; Lepidosauria; Squamata; Rhineuridae. Gene Ontology annotation, molecular function: RNA polymerase II CTD heptapeptide repeat phosphatase activity. The transcript has 5 exons. Gene Ontology annotation, cellular component: nucleus; mRNA cleavage and polyadenylation specificity factor complex.
GGCGUGUUAAAGAGCCGGACACGUCGGCAAGCCCCGCCUGUUCCGGUCGACGCGGACGCCAUUUUGUGUGUGAGAGAAGGAGAAGAGGAAGGAGGGAAAGCGCCGCCGUCCGGGAGCGUCACCGCGGGCCCUUCGCUGCCACCGCCAUCACCCGCCGUCUGUUCCUCUUGGACCCUUCCCCUCCCUAGGCCUAUCCCCGUCCCUUCCUCGCCGCCGGGCAUCCCCGCCAUGCCCUCCUCGCCGCUCCGGGUGGCUGUGGUUUGCUCCAGCAACCAAAACCGCAGUAUGGAGGCCCACAAUAUCCUCAGUAAACGUGGCUUCAGUGUUCGAUCCUUUGGGACUGGGACUCACGUGAAACUACCAGGACCAGCACCGGACAAGCCAAACGUUUAUGAUUUCAAAACGACAUACGAUCAGAUGUACAGUGACCUGCUUAGGAAAGACAAAGAACUCUAUACACAGAAUGGGAUUUUGCACAUGUUGGACAGGAACAAGCGGAUCAAGCCACGGCCGGAAAGAUUCCAGAACUGUAAAGACGUCUUUGAUUUGAUCUUGACGUGCGAAGAAAGGGUCUAUGAUCAAGUAGUAGAAGACUUAAAUUCUAGGGAACAGGAGACGUGUCAGCCUGUACAUGUGAUCAACGUGGACAUUCAGGAUAAUCACGAGGAAGCCACGUUGGGAGCGUUCCUUAUCUGCGAACUAUGUCAGUGUAUACAGCAUACGGAAGAUAUGGAAAACGAAAUAGAUGAGCUGUUACAAGAAUUCGAAGAGAAAAGUGGAAGGACUUUUCUGCACACGGUCUGCUUUUAUUAAAAGCACGCCUGUCUCUUCCUCUUAGGCCUUACUGCAGAUGAAAGAAGCAUGUGUUGGUUCCGAUUCCACUGGACUUUUUUCUCCCAACCUUUUGGAGCAGCGAACUUAACGGCCUCUUUCAUUGUUGCUGUUGAAUUUCUCCCCACCCGCCCCAAGUUCCGGCGUGUGCGCAUGUAUGUCUGUAUGUGUGUGCGUUUUGUUUUGUUUUAGUUUCUAAAUGUUUCUGGGGAUGUUUCUGUACAGAAACACAAGCAAACGUUGCGUAUAAAAUAAAAGAAAGUCUAUACAUAAAACGCUGCUUUAUUUAAAAGAUUUUUUUUAAAAAAAUGACGAUUUUUGUUUAACUCUUCCCCAUUUCCUCUCUUCCCCCCCCUUCCUUCAGAUAUCCUACUUUAAUUGUUAUAAGUAGGGUUUUAAUUAUAAAGAGACUAUUUGCAGAUGAUAUUUAUAUUUUCAACUGCGAAGAUCUUAUGUGAAUUUCAGUUGUCUUUUUUUGUUUGCGGGGGGCACAGGAGGAAGGUGUUUUUCUUUUAAUGCAACAGAACUGAACGGCUGGGAUAUGCAAGUGUGAAUGGGACGAUUAAUAUCUGUAUAAUAUUAGGAAUGCCAUUGGACCUGUCCAAUAAAUAGAAAUUGCUCGGUU